Molecule: messenger RNA, 1641 nt
Organism: Verticillium nonalfalfae
Lineage: Eukaryota; Fungi; Ascomycota; Sordariomycetes; Glomerellales; Plectosphaerellaceae
Exons: 2
Coding region: 1-1641 (546 amino acids)
Source: RefSeq, a predicted model, not a curated record
AUGGCUGAUCUUCACACACCUGACAUCUACGACGUCCUGAUCGUCGGGGCCGGACCCUGCGGUCUGGCAGUGGCCUCACGUCUUUGCGAGCAUUCGCCUUCCGCUCUUUUCACCGAUGACGAGCAUCAGAGGUACCACUGGGUCAAGAAGCAUGGUCGACGCAUGGCUCUCAAGAACAGGCGGAAUGGACGUGUUUCCCAAAAGGCCAUGGCUCAUGACAAGGAGCCGCCCAAAUACUCAACCCUGGUCCUGGACGGCACUGGCGAUGAAUUCAUGAACCGCUGGAAGACACUGUUCACAGCUUUCGACAUCCACCACCUGCGUAGCCCCAUGUUCUGGCAUGUUGAUCCCAGUGACCGAGAUGCCUUGCUCGCCAUGGCCCAUAAUGAAGGUCGAGAGAACGAGCUGUUCGAGCUCAAGAACUGUGUCGGCAAGGAAGUGAGCAAACAUCUCAGAAGAUCACGGGCCAAGUGUCGCAACCCAUUACACCAUGCCGUGGUCGACGUUGACGAGCGAGAUCGCAAAGAUUACUUUACUCCACCCACGUCGCUCUUCUUACAACACUGCCACAGUAUUGCUGACCGAUACGGUUGCGGCCAUGUCGUGCGGAAAGAAAUGGUGCAGCACGUCGACUACCCUACAGCCCAUAUCAGCUCCCCAGACGAGAAGCUGUUCACUGUACGAUCAGACAAGGGAACACAUUACGCUCGAGCUGUCGUCCUUGCCGUCGGCCCGGCCAACAAGCCUGUCAUCCCCAACAUUGCUGGACUCAGCAGCCUUGGUCCCGACAAGGGAUCCGAGCCACCCCACGUCUGCCACGCCAUGAAGAUCAAGGAGUUCCCUGCUACCGUCGUCCAGAACCGCAUAGCUGCCCGCAAGCCCACCAAUGUCCUCGUCGUCGGUGGCGGUCUCACGUCCGCCCAGCUCACCGAUCUCGCCAUCCGCCGCGGCGUCACAAAGGUGUGGCACCUCAUGCGCGGUCCUUGCAAGGUCAAGCUCUUCGACGUCGACCUCUCGUGGAUGGGCAAGUUCCGCAACGUCGAGCAGGCCUACUUCUGGGGCGCCGAUUCGGACGCCGAGCGCCUCCAGCACAUCCGCGCGGCACGCAACGGCGGCAGCAUCACGCCGACGUACCACAAGAAACUCAAACACCACGUGGCCGCCGGCCGCGUCGAGCUGCGCUGCGACACGAGCAUCAGCGGCGCCACCUUUGACGCGCACAGGGGCAUGUGGUCCAUCGAGACGACGCCCCCCGUGCAGGCCAUGCCGGACUUUGACUACAUCUACUUUGCCACGGGCAUCGAGACCAACUUUUUUGACCUGCCGUAUCUGCAGGACAUGCUGGCGAAGCACCCGAUCGAGGGCCACGGAGGUCUGCCGUCGAUCAACGAGGACCUCAAGUGGGCAGACGACAUUCCGUUCUUUGUCACGGGCCGCCUCGCGGGCCUCCAGCUGGGGCCGGCAGGGGGCAACCUCGGCGGCGCAAGGGUGGGCGCCGAGCGGAUCGCGUGGGCCAUUGAGGAUAUCCUGCCGGGCAAGUCGGCCCAGGGAGACGGCGAGGAGUUCGACGACGAGCUGCACUAUGUGACGGCCAGGGGCAACAGGUUCCGCAGUCUCCCCGUCGCGGGAGAGGACGAGUGA